Aspergillus affinis is the source of this 912-nucleotide messenger RNA. RefSeq lists its product as uncharacterized. The transcript has 3 exons. The coding region runs from base 1 to 912 and encodes 303 amino acids. The record is from RefSeq and is a predicted model, not a curated record. NCBI's taxonomy places the organism in Eukaryota, Fungi, Ascomycota, Eurotiomycetes, Eurotiales, Aspergillaceae.
AUGGUCCAACUGAGAGACUUGCUAGUCAAGGCUGCCGAUAUCACAGGAGUCAAUUCUACCGUAUUUGAAAAAUACCGAUCGGGAGCUAUAUCUAUCGGGUGGAAUAUUAAAUACCUUCCAUUUUCCUCGUUCAAACGUCAGCUACAGGCUUUGAGGGACCGACUGGAUUUCUCUCUUGAUCUCAUGUUUGUACCUAUAAGGACCAACAAGAUGGAUAAGGAGCAUUGUUUACAUUUCGAGGACGGGAAGCCUUUUAAUAAGGGCCCUGAUGUCACACCGUGGAUAUUCGCCGAUUGCCGUCGCUUGGAUGUCUGGUACCGCAUCACUCGCUAUAGAUAUGCCCUGAGCCCGUUUGAAGACAUUAUGAUGAAUCAAGUGUUCCUUCAUGCUAUAGCAGAAGUCAGGCCGGAAGCCAAUACUCUUGACGAUGAGCUCGUUAGAUGCCUGAGCCUGAUCGGCUCCGUCGUGGCCAAUUUCAUUGAGCUGGCCAGAAUUGCAAAGAUUGACUUACAGGCUCAUUCAAUCCCUGCGUCCAUCGCUAUGGUCUUUCAAGCUACUGAGUGGCAUUUCUUUGUAGUCGACUUGUACUAUGAUGAUCAGGAAGAUACUUGCUUUGCAAUCAAUGAGAUCGAAGAGUUGCGUCUCAUCUCAACGACAGCAGACGGAUUAUAUCGACUCAAGAAUAUUGUCCGCGCUAUUGCCGACUUCACUCUCGAUACCUGGUGGUCCUGGAUUAAAGAUUUACUUCUACCUGGAUUGGAAGCACUCGCUAGAGAAGCUAGUGAUGAGCCGCAUUAUUCUCUCCAAGGUCCGGUGUACGAUGCAGAAUCAUUUGAUAGCGAGUCCGAUAACCUGAGUCAGGAUGGUUUUUCAAUAUCUGCGGUGCUUGGAGAUGAUGGGAUUAUCAUCUGA